AUGGAUUUGAAGAGGGUGGCGAUGUCGGAUACGAUCAAGCCAGAAUUUGUGUCGACGUUGUUUGAAUGUCCUCCAAGCUACGUCCUAGUUGCGCAACUGGGCAUGGUGAGAGGAAUCACUGUCAGAAGUCGAAAUGUCGUAGCAGCUAUAGGCGGAGUACUCAAAGCAGCUGUUGGAGGCUCCAUAGAAACAUUCAGGACGCUUUGCGAGGAUGCCAGGCAAGAGGCUUAUAAUGUUAUGGUGGAUCACGCAUUUGCCUUGGGAGCGAAUGCAAUACUUGGUGUCAGAUACGGGAACACGGAUAUCUCACCUGGAAUCGCGGAAAUGUUAUGCUACGGAACAGCGGUCCGUAUCGAGCCACGCCCUACCUAA
Messenger RNA from Synchytrium microbalum, 372 nucleotides. RefSeq lists its product as uncharacterized. The coding region runs from base 1 to 372 and encodes 123 amino acids. Lineage: Eukaryota; Fungi; Chytridiomycota; Chytridiomycetes; Synchytriales; Synchytriaceae. The record is from RefSeq and is a predicted model, not a curated record. The transcript is spliced from 5 exons.